Molecule: messenger RNA, 3652 nt
Organism: Strigops habroptila (Kakapo)
Lineage: Eukaryota; Metazoa; Chordata; Aves; Psittaciformes; Psittacidae
Gene: QSOX1
Product: quiescin sulfhydryl oxidase 1
Exons: 12
Coding region: 78-2273 (731 amino acids)
Biological process (GO): protein folding
Cellular component (GO): Golgi membrane
Molecular function (GO): flavin-dependent sulfhydryl oxidase activity; protein disulfide isomerase activity
Source: RefSeq, a predicted model, not a curated record
GCCCCUGCCCCACCCCAGCGGGCGGAGCGCGCGGCGGCCCUAAAGGCGGCGGGCGGCGGCGCGCGGCCUGGCGGGCGAUGUGGCGGCGGCGGCGGCGGGCGCGGGGCGGCGGCGGGGGGCGGUGGUGGCCGGCGGCCCUUGCGGUGCUGGCGCUGUCGGUGCCCGCGGCGCGGCCCCGCGAGCUGUACUCGGCCGCUGACCCUCUGGAGCUGCUUGGGGCGGAGGCGGAGGGGCGGCUCCUGGGCUCCCCCAGCGCCUGGGCCGUCGAGUUCUUCGCCUCCUGGUGCGGGCACUGCAUCCACUUCGCGCCCACAUGGAAGGCCCUGGCUCACGACCUUCGCGAGUGGAGGCCUGCAGUGGUGCUGGCAGCCAUCGACUGUGCCGAUGAAGCUAACCAGCAAGUGUGCGCUGAUUUUGGGAUAACUGGCUUCCCCACACUGAAGUUCUUCAGAGCUUUUAGCAAGAAAGCAGAGGACGGGAUAAGGAUUACCAAUCCCAGUGCCACCGUCGAGGACCUGCGCCAUGCCAUCAUCACCAACCUUGAGCAGAGCCAGGAUGCCUGGCCACCCGCCUGUCCUCCACUGGAGCCAGCGAGUGUGGAGGAGGUUCGCACCUUCUUCCAGAGGAACAAGGACCAGUACUUGGCGCUUAUAUUUGAGAAGAGCAACUCCUUCGUAGGCAGAGAGGUGGCACUGGACAUGCUGCAGUACGAGAAUGUGGCAGUGAGGAGGGUGCUGAGCAGCGAGGAGGAGCUUGUGGAGAAGUUCGGCGUCACCACCUUCCCCUCUGCCUACCUGCUCCUCCGCAACGGCUCCUUCUCCCGCCUGCCCGUGCACAUGGAGGCACGCUCCUUCUACACCUACUACCUGCGCACACUCUCAGGCAUCACUCGUGGCUCCUACAAGCUGAACACAACCAUCGCCAUUUCCAACGAGACCAAUGUAUCCCAGCCAAAGCAUGCUGACCGCUCCAAGGUGUACAUGGCUGACUUGGAGUCCACGCUGCACUACUCGCUGCGGGUGGAGGCCACCCGUGCCGCCACACUGUCAGGAGCCCAGCUGGCCGCCUUCAAGUGCUACGUAUCCACACUGGCGAAGUACUUCCCGGGGCGCCCCUGUGUGCAGACCUACCUGCAGUCCCUGGAUGGAUGGCUGAAGAACUGGACAGAGCCCGAACUGCCCCGCAACGUCUUGAAGGAGGCCAUGAAGAAUAACAGAGAUGCCUCUCACCCUGCUGUGCUCCCCACCAAUGUGACCUGGGUGGGCUGUGAGGGCAGCGAACGCCAGUUCCGUGGCUACCCCUGCGGGCUCUGGACCAUCUUCCACCUGCUGACUGUCCAGGCUGCCCGGAGCGGCCCUGAUAAAGAGCUGCCACUGGAGGUGCUGAGCGUCAUGCGCUGCUAUGUCCGGUACUUCUUCGGCUGCCAAGAGUGUGCCCAGCACUUUGAGGCCAUGGCGGCUGAGUCCAUGGACCGGGUGGCGAGCCGAAAAGAGGCUGUCCUGUGGCUCUGGUCCCACCACAACGAGGUCAAUGCUCGCCUGGCAGGAGGUGACACAGAGGACCCCAAGUUUCCCAAGCUGCAGUGGCCUCCACCAGACAUGUGUCCCCAGUGCCACAAGGAGGAGCGGGGUGUGCAUGCCUGGGAUGAGUCGGCUGUGCUCACCUUCCUUAAGGUGCACUUCUCGCCGGCCAACAUCUACCUGGACUAUGCUGAGCCUGACCCCAUCCUCAUGGCUGGAGAGGGGACUGGCACCAGGCUGGGCACUGAGGGCCCGCGAGAGGCGAGGGAGAAGGAGGAAGAAGAGGAAGAAAAGGAGAGGGAGGGUGACAUGAGAGCCCCGGGGCGACCAGUCUCUGCCGAACCAAGGCGCCCCAGCAUUGUGCGGCUGAACCCCAAGCUGCGGGAGGUGGGUGAGGACAUCGUGGACCUGGACUCCUUCAGCGAGCAGCACUUCAAGAGCCAGGCACUGCGAGCGGCAGCCAGCCGGCACCGGCGCCUCAGCAAGCGGGACACCAUCGCCCUGCCCCGUGAUGCCAGGGUGGGCCGGGAGCGCCGGCGAGCUCCUGGCAUCCAGGUCCAGGAGGAGGAGGCUGGGGAAGGCAUGAGGAGGAGCCCCUGGCUGCGUGUGCUUGGCUUGGGCUUCUCCCGCCUGGACAUCAGUCUCUGCGUGGCCCUCUACUUCCUCUCAUCCUUGUGCCUCCUGGGCAUGUACACUUUCUUCCGUUUCCGCACCCAUGCCCGGAAAGGCCGCCCCAGCUUCCCCAUGGCCUGAGACCAGUUACAGGGGCCAGGGGCUGCCCCCAGGGUGGGGGUGAGUGGGCUGCUGAUCAGGACACCCUUGGGACAUCAUUUUGUUUCCCAGUGGGAAGGGGUUUAGUGCAUCCUCCCCAGGAGCUGCCCGCUUGCAGCAGUCGCCUCACCCAGGGGAGAGGGUGGAGAGCUCCUUUUUGGGGGGAAGGAGGUGUCAGAGCAUCCCCCCCUCAGGUCGCAGUGCCACAUUUCGGGUGUGCGGGAGCUGGGACACCAACACUGGUUCAUGUCUCAGCACCAGCUGCCCUUGGAGCUGCCUGGACUGGUUUCAGAGAAGCCCAGUCCCAUGCUGGGGAGCAGCCCUUUGGGAUCAAACCACUAGUGGGGGUUUAGCCCCACAGAAAGCAGAUACUGCUGGGAGGGGGGUGGCAGACUGGGUUCAGCUGCAUUUUUGUGUGUCCCCCCUUGAGACAUGGAUGGGGGCCCCCCACUGUUCUUCACCCCGGUCCCCCGCACCCCCUCCCUGCACUUACUCAAUGCUCGUCUUAGUGUAAUAAAUUGUUUUUGCUGACGCUGGCCCUGCUCUGUCAGCUGGUCCCUGCCGUGUGGGCACACGGGGCAGCACCUCCCCUCCCUGCCAUCCCCCAGUGCUGGCUAUCCCUGCUCUGAUCUCCCCCAUCACCCUGGGAAGAGCGCUGUCUUGGUUUAAUCCUUUAAAUGUUUUUAGUUGUUAUUGCACAUUUCUGCUUAUUGCUUCUGGAGCCACCUGUGGCCCCCUGUACAGCCAGCAUGUUCCCAUGGUGGGGGUGGCUCAUGGUUUAUCCUCAGGCGGGGGUGAUGGGGAGGGAGCAUGGGGAGGGCAGGAAGCUGCUGGGAAUAAAUUGACAUGAGCCAUGGAGCUGCAGUUUGGUGCUGGUCGUGCCCAUGGUCCGGGGCAGGGAGACAGCAUCCCCCUGGGCAGCAGGACUUCUGCAGGUGUAGGCACCCUGUGCCUGUCCCUGGUCCUUUCUGCCCUUUUAUCCUUGUUAGGAAUCAUUAAGGAAAAUGGUUGUUUUCCAGAGCUAGGGCUGGAGCCAUCUGCUCUCCCAGUGCUGCCUAAAUCCCCCUGUAACAAAUUCAUUGGGAUUACGCUGCCCUCCCCUAAUCCCAGCCCCUCCCCCCACACGGGGGAUUUGAAAGGAUUAAAGCCUUGCUCAUAAUAAACUUUAUUAAGGGGGGGGGGGUGUCAAUCCGAUUUGGAGCUUUUUUCUUGAUAUCUUCACUUUGCGCAGGUGGGAGGUGAAGGCUGGUAGGAUGGGGAAGGAGGGCAGCCAGCUCUGCUGCUGACCGGACACUGGGAUCUCUGGCUCCUCUGGCCCUUCCUCCCUCACCUGCCCUUGAAAUAAAUUGUCUUGCUCUGUC